Coffea eugenioides is the source of this 1846-nucleotide messenger RNA. RefSeq names its product WD repeat-containing protein ATCSA-1-like. The transcript is spliced from 10 exons. Gene Ontology annotation, molecular function: protein binding. The record is from RefSeq and is a predicted model, not a curated record. Gene Ontology annotation, biological process: protein polyubiquitination; proteasome-mediated ubiquitin-dependent protein catabolic process; transcription-coupled nucleotide-excision repair. Gene Ontology annotation, cellular component: nucleotide-excision repair complex; Cul4A-RING E3 ubiquitin ligase complex. The coding region runs from base 198 to 1568 and encodes 456 amino acids. NCBI's taxonomy places the organism in Eukaryota, Viridiplantae, Streptophyta, Magnoliopsida, Gentianales, Rubiaceae.
ACUAAAAACAAUACCAGAAACCAAACAGUUCAAUGUCACCGAGAUUUGGCUUGUUCACAGAAGUUAGAACCGAUUGUUAUAAAUUAGUACAAGAAGUCAUCCCUUUCGAUUAAACACAUAUAAAUAUAUAUUGCAGUGAUUUGAAUUGGAUACUUAGUUACUGGAUAAUCGGCCGGGGGGAAGAUGCGAGGACGACGAUGUGGAAGGAGAUCGGAGAUAGGGAAUUCGGGAAGCUUCGACCUAAUUUAUUCAGUAGUAGGAUUAAGUCCGGCAGAAAUUCCUCAAUUCAGCUUUCGAACCACAAGGAAAUCGUCUCUGCUCACCGCGGCGCCGUUAACUCUCUGCAGGUUGAUUUGACAGAGGGUCGAUACUUGUUGGCUGGUGCUGCAGAUUCUUCAGUUGCUGUUUACGAUGUUCAAUGUGCAUCGCAUGAGGGGAAUGGUCUUAUUGCUAGGCACAAGUCUCUCUUUGUUGUUGACAAGCAACAUGAACAUGGUCACAAAUACGCCAUAUCCUCAGUGACCUGGUAUCCUAUCGACACAGGGCUAUUUAUUACUGGUUCAUAUGAUCAUCACAUCAAUGUGUGGGAUACAAAUACCACACAGGUGGUAAUGGACUUUAAAAUGCCUGGAAAGGUUUAUAGGACUGCUAUGUCUUCAUUAGCAACCUCACAUAUGCUAAUUGCUGCCGGGACUGAAGAUGUUCAAGUACGCCUUUGUGAUAUUGCUUCAGGGGCAUUUGCUCACACUUUGUCUGGACACCGUGAUGGUGUAAUGUCAGUGGAGUGGUCUAGUUCAAGUGAGUGGAUUUUGAUAACUGGGGGAUGUGAUGGUGCAAUACGUUUCUGGGACAUCAGGCGAGCUGGAUGCUUCCAUGUGUUAGACCAGUCUCGCUCUCAGCUUGGGAGACGCCCUCCCCUCCUGGUUCGAUCCACUGCAAAUAAGGUUAUAACGUCUAAAUCUUCAUCCAUCAAUCCAAGUUCAUCAGUAAAGUCCCGGCCACCUCAAAGGAAAACUAAUAAUGGAAAUUCUUCAAAACAUGGUGGCCUUAAUAAGCAUUCCUCUCAACUUAAGGGUUCUGUGAAGCAGAGGUUGCAUCCUGGAAUGUUGUCCACUCAGGAUCGCGCUACUGCUCAUUAUGGUGCUGUUUUUGGUUUAAGAGCUACUGGGGAUGGGAUGUACCUUCUAAGUGCAGGUUCUGAUUCUAGGUUGAGGUUAUGGGACAUAGAAUCUGGGUGCAAUACGCUAGUUAAUUUUGAAAUCACGCGACUGCAAACAAGCAAGCCAUUACAGUUGGCCACAACUCAAGAUUCAGCACUUGUUUUUGUUCCAUGCAUGACAACUGCAAAAGCAUUUGAUAUGUGGUCAGGCAAGACGUUGAUGAAUUUUCGUGGCCAUUAUGAAAAUGUGAACUGUUGUUGGUAUAGUGCACAGGAUCAGGAACUGUACACUGGUGGUAAUGAUAGACAGAUUCUGGUUUGGUCUCCUUCUAAUUUUACCACUGGUGAAGUGGAUGAGUGGAGGAAGGGGCAGGGUGCUGCACUUGAUCAAGAUAAUUGGAGUGACUGAGAUUUGAUCCUGCCAAGGUUGACUUGUUCCAAGCUAAUCAGCAUCCAGCCGAGUGGUUGCUACCAAAGAUAAAUGACAACGGUGGUAGGUAUACAAGUACGUCUUGGUGCUGGCUGGGCCAGAACAGCAGAAAUAUUGAAAUAGAGACGAGGUGGUAGAUGGAACGUUUGUGGGGAUGGCCGUAUAGCGUGGCCGUCCUGGAGACUAGCAUUUAUGUGACCGCCGGCCUUGAGAGUGAACAAUCAAAAUGGUUUUGAAGUUUUUAUUUUAUUUUCUAA